Messenger RNA from Gryllus bimaculatus (two-spotted cricket), 321 nucleotides. Lineage: Eukaryota; Metazoa; Arthropoda; Insecta; Orthoptera; Gryllidae. The record is from the annotation of a GenBank genome assembly.
AUGGACGAGCGAAUUGCCCUGAUUUUACGGCGCAGCGGUUGCUGUGCGACAGAGAUGCCCGACCAUGACGAGCUGAGUCGCGCGCCGCGCCAUGCCGCGAGUCUAAUGGCUGCACUAGGCCCUAUGGCGCGGCGGCGGCGCAAGGAGGGCCGCCCGCGGCGGCAGCGCACCACAUUCAGCAUCGACCAGACGUUCCGCCUGGAGCAGGAGUACCAGCGCAGCGAGUACAUCUCGCGCGGGCGCCGCUUCGAGCUGGCCGAGGCGCUGGCGCUCACCGAGACGCAGAUCAAGAUCUGUUCACAGCACACUUAUGUAACAUAA